UCGAGGUAGGCGCUGCUCGAAUCUCGGCGUCGGCCGACGACGGUCGUCACCCAGAAUUCCUCGCGCGAGCGUCAGUUGGAAAGAAAAAUGGCGAACGGAGGUGCCGCGGAGUGCGAACCGAGCGAUCUGACGACGGACGAGGUUGAGCGGCUCAUUGAAGCGGUGAGAGAGCGCGAGUGUCUUUAUGACGUCGGUUCUCUAGAGUACAGGGAUUCCAAGCGAAAAAAGAAUGCCUGGGAGUCCGUGCGCAUUGCCUGCGGCAUGAAGCCCGGUGAGGACGCACAAAAAGCGUGGAAGCGUGUACGCGACAGGGCAACCACCAACGUAAAGGCACCACCUGUGGGCGACACAGCACAGUGUCUAUUAAUGGAAAUGGUGGAAUCUUCUCCUGACGACUCGACCAUUCCCACUGACUUCAAGCCUGCCCAAGAAGAGCUGCAGUGCAGCCCCGAGGCUCCUGUCCCAGCCACGCCGUCCACCUCGGGUGAAUCCACAUCAAGCACCUCGAGGAGGUCAUCAGGCCAGUCACAAAGGUGCCCAGGACCCCCCCAUUCUGCAUGCAGAAGGGAGGCUGACACAAUGGAGAGAGAACUUUUAAAUCAUUUAAGGACUAAAAUGACACAGAACGAGGCGUUUUGCCUACUCUGUAGCACAAUCUCUGGAUCGUUGGGACGAGGUCACUAG
Messenger RNA from Ixodes scapularis (black-legged tick), 684 nucleotides. RefSeq lists its product as uncharacterized. The transcript has 3 exons. Gene Ontology annotation, biological process: regulation of transcription by RNA polymerase II. Gene Ontology annotation, cellular component: transcription regulator complex; nucleus. Bases 88 to 684 code for a protein of 198 amino acids. The record is from RefSeq and is a predicted model, not a curated record. NCBI's taxonomy places the organism in Eukaryota, Metazoa, Arthropoda, Arachnida, Ixodida, Ixodidae.